UCCCCGGUUUCCCGCUCAUUUCCCAUUCUUCCCUCCUCCCGCAUCGCCUCCAACAACUCUCCAAACCCUAGCCUUCUCGAUUUCCAGAGCCCCGCGAGGUCGAGCCCGCCAUGGCCCCCACCCGCUCCACCUCCGACGCGCGCUCCGUGUGGUCCUCCUCCUUGCGGCCGCCACUCGACCUCCAGCCCGCGGUCCUGCCAGAGGACGACGACGGCGACGACGAUCGGGCGGUCGCGGAGCUCCUCAACGCGGCACUGGAGGGCGACCUCUCCCGCGUUAAGGAGCUGGUGGAGGAGCUGAACGAGGAGGGGAAGGGCGUGGACGAGGUGGUGACGGCCGCAGCCGUCGGCGUGACGGGCACCAAGCGCCGCGGGCCUCUCCAUCUGGCCGCUGCGAACGGGAACGCGGAGAUGUGCCGGUUCCUGAUCAAGGUUGGCGAUGUCGAUGUCGAUGCGGCCGAUUCUGAUGGUGCGACGCCUCUAAUUUUUGCGAUACAAGGUCUGGGAUCCACUACAGUUGUAAGGCUUCUACUCAACAAUGGAGCCAAUCUAAACAAAGCAGAUAACAGUGGGGUUGCUCCGCUCCAUAUCGCUGCAGAAAGAGGUUUGUAUGAAGUAGCAGAGCUAUUAUUGUCCAGGGAAGCUGAGGUUGACCUUAUGUGUGAAAAUGGUGGGGCGCCAAUACAUAUUGCUGCUGAAAAUGGACAUGCUAAAUUUCUGAAGCUAUUGUUGCAGCAUGAAGCAGACUACAAUGCUGGCGAUCCUGUAACUGCGUUGGUCAUAGCUGCUGGGAAAGGCUUAACUGACUGUAUCAAGUGUUUGUUGAAAGCUGGUGCUGAUGCAAAUAUUCCUGAUGAAGAUGGUAAGCUACCAGUUCAAAUAGCUGCAUGCCAAGGAUGGAAGGAAUGUGUUGAGAUUCUUUUCCCUGUCACAACUCCUUUGGCUGAAUAUGCAACCUGGAGCAUUGAUGGAAUAAUUCAGCAUGAGAAAACUGCGAGUUCAGAACCACAACUGCAGGUUUCGAAUUCGGAUGAUAAAGAGAAUGCUGUUUCUGAUGAUGACACCAACAAGGAUACACAGCCACAUCAAUCAAAGUCAUGCUCUGAGAAAGGAAAAGCUUUGACAACGGUGGAGGAGAACGGAGGAGGAAUUGAAACACUCAUGUCUGGUUUGAACUUGGGUCCUGAAGAUCCGUCUGACAAAGCAUCGAUGCCACUGCUGCGCAGGUCGACCAGAGUGAGGCAGCCCAAUGUCCGGAUCAGUGGACCUGAAUGGGCUAGGUAGACGGAGAAUGCAUCUUCCCUGGAACCUGUCCAGUGUCCACGUUCUCAUGGUAUAAAGAAAAAAAAAGCAAAGUUCUGGAUAUGCUAGUAAUAAUAUACUAUAGAUAGAGAUACUGAACUACACAAAUGAACUACGAAAAUGCCCAAUCGUGGCCCAAAACUUGGUUGUUUGGAUCAGAUUAGCCCUGUUCGCUUGAGCUUAUGUGCUGAAUCUGCCAAUCGAACAGGCCGUGCUGGAAGUCUGAAACAUUAACGUUGUGAGCCUGUGAGGUUUAAUGAAAGCUGCUAUAUUUGGUUUGACGGUCA
Sorghum bicolor (sorghum) is the source of this 1588-nucleotide messenger RNA. Its product is annotated as 26S proteasome non-ATPase regulatory subunit 10. The coding region runs from base 111 to 1283 and encodes 390 amino acids. NCBI's taxonomy places the organism in Eukaryota, Viridiplantae, Streptophyta, Magnoliopsida, Poales, Poaceae. Gene Ontology annotation, molecular function: protein binding. The transcript has 9 exons. The record is from RefSeq and is a predicted model, not a curated record.